GUUUCGCUUUCCUUUCUCGGUCUCAGUGAGGUAGAAACAGAGGCAGGGCAUGAUAUAUAAAAGCCAUGGCACUGAAGUGACUGCAUCCACACGAGCAGACUUGUGUGAGACUUCAUCAUGUUGUUUUACUGGGGAGAAACUGUAAAACCGGACGGAUUUGGUUUAGUGAACGCUGACAGUGUGAAAUUCACGGACACUGGCAUCGGAUCCCUUUCUCCCAGAUCCAGGAUCGGAGAUGUGUCUUUGGGGAAGAGUCUUUUAGGAUUUAUCCGCGGGGAAGGAAACGCGUCUGUCAUGAGACUGAGCAUCAGGGAACAUGGCACGACUGGAAAGCUGAAAGCGUUAGACCUGAAGAAAGAGAAAAUCAAACUGAUCAGCUGUGGUAAAACUUACGCUGUCCUUCUGGCAUAUGGAGGCAGAGUACUUUCUCUCGAGGAAUCUUAUAUUUCCAGGCCCAUCAAGGAGCUCUCUAAUAAAACUGUAAUUCAGGUUGCAUGUGGGGAUCAUCACUUCAUGGCACUGUCAAACGAUGGUCAGUUGUUCACAUGGGGUCAGAACUCGAGCGGUCAGCUAGGUUUGGGGAAGGAUAAGCCGAGCUCUCAGUCUCCCGAGCUCCUCAGAUCUCUGGAUGGGAUCCCACUGGCUCAGAUUAGCGCUGGAGGAGACCACAGCUUCGUCCUGUCUAUCUCUGGAGCCGUUUUCAGCUGGGGCAGGAACAGCGCUGGACAGCUUGGUCUGGGAGACACCAAUAACAGACAUGUCCCUGUUUGUGUGAAGAGCUUGAACCAGAAGAAGACAGUGUUCAUCUCAUGUGGAGAGGAUCAUACUGCUGUUCUAACAAAGGGUGGACUUGUAUUGACAGUUGGAUCAGGACAGUAUGGACAGCUUGGACAUAACUCACUCAGAGAUGAACAUCAGCCUCGUGUAGUUGCUGAAUUAUGGGGGUCCAAAGUGUCCCAAAUAGCCUGUGGAGGGCAUCACACUCUGGCCCUGGUUGAAUCCUCAAACACCAUCUACUCCUUUGGACGUGGAGAUCAAGGACAGCUAGGAAAUGGACAGAGAUCCAAUCAGUGUGUGCCACUUCCUGUCCAGCUGCCACCAGAAUAUAGCUCUGAUCAGAUAAAAAUUACUGCUGGAGGGAAUCUUUCUGCCCUCUUUAUCUCUAACAUGGAUGCUGGUCAAGCAAGUGCAAAUCUGAAAUCAUGCAAUGGCCCAACAGUGCUGGACGAUGAAACUGUUGACCGCUGGAUUUCAGACUGUAACCCAAAAGUAUGGGGGAAAAAAAUCCAAAGGAAAAUCAGGAAAAUGUUCUCAUCAGCAUCAUGCAUCAACGGUAGUUUCAUUGACAAAAGCAGCGACAAACAUUACAAAACAUCAGUAGAGAUGUCUGGCCUGGAUUUAUCAUUGCCUCGUCUUGCUUUUGAGAAGAUGGCCAAAAAGGACAAAGUUCUAUCAACGGUUGAGACUACUGUAGAGAAUGAUCUUCUGCCCUCUUUAGGCUCAACUGCUGCUGGUGUGGAGGCUCUGAGGGUUUAUCUCAUCCUGCCUGAACUUCUCAGAGUGCUGAAAAAACAAGGACGUGGCACACAGCUCACAGUCUCUCUGGCGUCUGCCAUCUUAGAACUGGAUCCUGAGUCAAUGGAUGUCUUGAGCAGCCUGUGGACCAACCUGCCCUACUACUACUACAGAACUCUGGUGAAGAUGUUUCACUCGGUGUGCGCUCACUUCCUGUCACGGAUGACGACUACAAUAUGUGACCACUGGACUGAAGUAGAGCCUGUGCUGAAGGUUCUGCAGAAGCUUUGCAAUAUUAAUAGUCAGAGAGCUGUCCGGUUGACUGAGGGUUACUUCCUUAUCAAGGACAAGAAUAAUUUUUUUGACAUGCUACAAAUGAUCAAAAACGUUAGGAAAAGUGUGAAAAGCCUUGCCAGUUAUCCUUUUAUCCUUGACAUCACAUGUAAAUGCAACUUGUUCAUUAUUUUACAGAAGCAACAGAUAAAACCUUCGCAGUUUUCUUACUGUGGAAGUACACUGUGUGUGAACAGAGAAACGGUGUUGGAUGACACUAUUGUGUACCUGAAAACAAACAAACAUAAUUAUUCUUCCCCUUUAAAGGUGAAAUUUGCUCUAGAGGCUGGAAUCGAUGGCGGGACUUUGAGUGCUGAAUUCUUCACCCUGCUCGGAAAGAAAAUAGCAAAAGACUCCAGUGUAAUUCAAGCGUCCGAGGACUCAGGCCUCUUCUGGUUCUCUGCUGAUGAUUCAAGUUCCAGUCAGGAGGAAUUGUUCUACAUUGGUGUCAUCUGUGGAAUGGCCUUUUAUAAUCACAAUUUUAUGUACAUCAGCUUCCCGGUGGCACUGUUUAAGAAGCUUCUGAGCAUCAGACCGACUUUCAGGGACCUGGAGGAGCUGUCACCAGUGGAGGCCAGAAGUCUAAAAAACUUCCUGGCAGAAGAUGAGGAUGUGGUGGAGCAAAUGUAUUUGGAUUUCACAUUGAAAGGAAAAGAGCUCAUUCCAAAUGGAGCAAACAUCCCAGUCACAAAAGCUAACAGGCAAAAAUACGUGGACUUGUACGUCGACUUUGUUUUUAACAAGUCUGUGGAGAAUCAGUUUAGACAGUUUAAUGAAGGUUUUUCCCGUGGAAACCCCUUUAAUUUAUGGAAAAUAUUCAAGCCUGAAGAGCUCAGAGACUUACUCUACGGCAUGGCUGAAUACGAGUGGAAGGAGCUCCAAAAAGUUGUGACAUAUGAAUGGUGUGAUCCUUCAGAUGAACUCAUCCAGAACUUCUGGUCUGUUUUCUUCGAGCUGGAUGAAGAACACCGGAAGAAGUUUCUGACUUUCAGCUAUGGGACAGAUCGCUUGCCUGUAGGAGGACUCUCUAAACUGCGGUUAAAAAUAGUGAGACGGUACUAUGUUGAUGCAGAUGAACGCUUCCCCUCGGCCCAGACCUGUUACGGAAUUUUGCAUCUUCCGAACUACAGUAACAUCCAAACACUUCGAGACAAACUCGUCCACGCCAUCACUUAUUGUGAAGUCUUUGGACAACAAUAAGAACUGUGUGUUCAGUAAACCUUCAUAGUUCAAGUUUGCUGCUUGUAGUCACACUGCGUUGUGUCUAUUGUGAUGUACUUGAUGUUGUAAAGGCUUUUGGCUGCAUGAACUACAUUACCCAUCAGCCCCAGAAUAACACACAUUCAUGUCACAUGUCCUAUUAACUUACACUUGUUCUGUGUUACACCUAAUAAACUCUCCUAUUUAAAUUAAGGUUUCUAUGAUAUCUAUUUGAUAAGGUUUUCUUGUUGCUGCUCCUACCCUGUGAUGAUUGUCAUAUAUGUGCCAUAGCCUCAUCCAUAGUGUUUUUUCCCUUUACCUUAUAUCUAUAGUUGUGUCCAGGUUCUUGAGUUUUACCUUUUUUGGUUGUUUUGAAUGUUAUUAAAUAAAAUCAAACUUGGUCUUCGUUUUGUGAAAUAUUUUUUGCUUAGCUUCUGCUUCUGGGUCCAAGUUGUAUAGUAUGUAAAAUGUGUGUAUAGUGU
Hemibagrus wyckioides is the source of this 3530-nucleotide messenger RNA. RefSeq names its product probable E3 ubiquitin-protein ligase HERC3. The record is from RefSeq and is a predicted model, not a curated record. Gene Ontology annotation, molecular function: ubiquitin protein ligase activity. Bases 118 to 3048 code for a protein of 976 amino acids. Lineage: Eukaryota; Metazoa; Chordata; Actinopteri; Siluriformes; Bagridae. The transcript is spliced from 24 exons. Gene Ontology annotation, biological process: ubiquitin-dependent protein catabolic process; protein ubiquitination.